Messenger RNA from Exophiala oligosperma, 3042 nucleotides. RefSeq lists its product as uncharacterized. The record is from RefSeq and is a predicted model, not a curated record. The transcript is spliced from 3 exons. Bases 387 to 2624 code for a protein of 745 amino acids. NCBI's taxonomy places the organism in Eukaryota, Fungi, Ascomycota, Eurotiomycetes, Chaetothyriales, Herpotrichiellaceae.
ACUUGAUUAAACACACCACCACAAUCAAUCUUCUACAACAAUCAGUAAUACACAUCACAUCUUGUUAUAUUGCUUCUAUCCCUUAACUUACUCGGUACACACCUUGCGCACACGUACUCCCCACUUCUCUGGGCGACACAAUUCAGGGCGAGGCGCUUCACGGUUUCGCAACCAGACACUGUGCCGCCCUGUGAAUUGCCAAAGCCCUUCUCUCUAGCUACUCUAUUGCAAGCCGAUCUCCUCUUGAAGUCACUUCUUUAACACGUCUACGGGAACCUGCACCGUGCGCUGUUUGCCUUCUUUGUUUCCUGCAGCCGACUCUCACCUCAAACCGCCUUGCAUUACCGUCCGAUGCUCAUAUCACCACCAACUCAUCUGUCGCCAACAUGUCUGGAAUUUACUCUGUUGAAGAUCUGUUAAAACUACGAGCGUCACCGUUAAUAUGCAGACCACCAAAUCUCCCACCUAUAGAAGAAUGGAUGGGAACACAAGAUACUACGACUCGGAAGGCUCCUAACCGGGGAAAACAAGACGAAUCAGCUAUACAGAAUGAACCUUUUCAAAAGCGAUCUGCUCUACUUGAGCAUCAGCGUCGAUCGACCACGGAUCCCGACAGAAUAGUCCUGGGCCCUCCACGUCGCUCCUUCGCUUCCUCCAAUGUUCGCCCUGUGGGCAAAUUGCAAGACGACGACUCAGGAAAGAAAAACGGCGAUUGGUCUGAGACCAAAACCUAUGAGCGUCGCAAUACCCAGACUAAUGGUCGCUACAAUCAAAAAGAUGGCGAAGAUCAGGAACACGAAGGCCGCCGACCGAAAUGGGCUGCGAGAGACAGGAAUGACCAAGGUCUAGAAGACGAUGACGAUUUUUCCCGUGGAGGCUUCCGCCAAAAUCGAGGGAAAUUCUCUCAGCCUUGGUUUCGAAAGGAUACGGCAGACACCGAAGACACUGUAAGAGACGAUAGACAUCCGGACUGGCGGCGUGGCGAUCGUAGGGAUCGAGAAUGGGAUCGCCAACCUAAAGCCGAAGCAGAACCUGAGUGGAUGGAUACAGCCGAACCAGAAGAGCCGUUCCAAGCCCGUACACAGGAAGAUUUCCAACGUUGGAAAGAGAAAAUGAAGGCUGGAACCGCGACGCCGCAAGACAAACCUGAACCUGCAGAGCAAGCACAAUCAGCCCCGAAGAUGGCGUCACCCGAACCAGACGACUCCAUGGACAAGUUCUUUGCCAGAUUCGAAUCGAAACCAACUGAGCAACAGGCUGCGCCUGCCAAAGUACAUGGGAAGACACGGUUUGCCUCGCUCUUCAGCCCUCCGACCGAACAGAACAAACAAGUUGAAGCCCCAGCUUCAAUGCCGAGUGCUGAGAGACCUUCAUCUACACAGCUUUCGGAUUCUACGUCUGAUGCUGAUCAGGCUGGAUUUGCCCGUAUCCUUGAAAUGUUGCAAACCCGUAGCAACAACCCCACACCUCAAAGCCAGGAAACGACGGCAAAGCCCCGAACCCCCUUGUAUGCACGAGGCUCUGAACCUAAGCCUGAGAUGGAAUCGAGGCCAUCUUCACAGACGCUUAUAUCUCUUUUGACUGGCCAGAAUCCACCUCAACAACAGAAUGCCAACCUGAACCAGGGGCCUCCACUCCACGAACGAGUUCCUGAUCCUGAUUCUCCCAUUGCUCCACCUACCCACACGCGACAGCAAUCCAGUAUCAAUAAGGACGAGGUUCUGCUGAAUCUUUUGCGUCAAGCCAGCCAGGCCCCAAAGCCUCAGCCGCCACCGAAUCCUCACCAGCAACCUGGAACGAUGUAUGGCAUCCCUAGUGAUGCUAAUAUGCGAGCGGCAACAAGAAAUCAAAUGGUCUCUCCUAUUCAGGGGCAAGAACCACACAUGCCGCAGAGACGGGAGACUGGGCGAUCCAUGUUUGACGAACCCCCUAUAUCUGUGUAUCAGAUUGAACAACAGCCACGUGAGGACAUAAGGAGACGUGCGACUAAUGGCGCUCAAUCUAGUCUUGAUGACCCUUUGAUUGCUAUGCUUCGCACUCAGGGCCCAGCAAGACCUAUGCAACCACCUCCUCAAAACCUCCCUCCAGGUCUUCAUAGACCUCCUGGAUUGGAGCAAGUGCCCCGACAAAAUCCCAACUGGCCUCCACAACAGCCCCCGCAACCUCAGCAGCAGCCUGUGCGUCAACAAACACUCCCGCCGGGGUUAUCGGGUGCCCCUCGAGGUAUUCCAGGAGUUCCCUAUGGACCAUUACAGCCCAUGCCAGGCCAACAGCAAGCGCCACAGCCACGUCCACAGCAGCCACCGCAACCACCUCAUCGUAAAUACCCAGGUGAAUCAUCUACAGCUCCCGCAAUGCCAAAUCUUCCGCCUGGAAUGUUUCCACCCCCGGGAUUCAUGAAUCCUGGUCCACCACCUGGCUUCCCCGGAUCUAUGCCUGGCCAGCCGGCUAGAUACCAAAGUGAACCCGGACCAGGACCCAUACCAGGGCCAGGAUCAGGACCAGGACCAGGACCACAGCCGCCAAUGAACCGGGCGUUCAUGGAAAUGUACGGCGAAGCAGGAGGACGAGGGGUCGGUUUGAGAGGUGGUGCAGCCAAUGCCGGCAUGCCACCCUUCAGAUAGGACUUGUCGUGGUGGUUGAGUGACUCGAUCAAGUCCCGACCGGACUUUCCAAAGAACAUUCCAAAGUGAGCCAGAUGUUUUUGCGUCGUAGCUACCUGCGUAUGCUACUACUCCAGUGCUGGGAAGCCCAAACACAGAUGAAGAAGAGAACAGAAAAGAAAGGAAAACUGUAUGCCUCUCCAGAAGUCACAUGUCAUACGAGUCACUUUUGCUUGUCCGAUCGAAUCGUGUGUAGAGUCAAGACACAACCGAGAAAACAAGCCAACAAAGAUCAAGAAACUCAGAUCAAGCACAGAAUUACCCUCGAGUAUUCCUUGUCCUCAAGUGUACUGUGCUACUCAGCACCAAGAGGUGGUCUUCUAUAUUUAUUUAAACGAAACAGAAACCACCAGACAAUCAUUAACAUAUUUGCAUCCAA